Messenger RNA from Nerophis lumbriciformis (worm pipefish), 1263 nucleotides. Lineage: Eukaryota; Metazoa; Chordata; Actinopteri; Syngnathiformes; Syngnathidae. The record is from RefSeq and is a predicted model, not a curated record.
AUGUAUCCAUGUUCAUGUGACACUUUUGUGGCUCUUCCCCCAUCCACCGAAGGACACCGGAUCAUUUUUGGAAAGAACUCCGACCGGCCUUGUGAUGAAGUCCAAGAGGUGGUUCAUUUCCCUGCUGCAGACUAUGAGCCGGGGUCGAAGGUCGAGUGUACUUACAUCGAGAUAGAUCAAGUUGCUCACACUUAUGCAGUAGUUUUGAGCAGACCGGCAUGGCUAUGGGGUGCAGAAAUGGGUGCAAACGAGCACCAAGUUUGUAUUGGAAAUGAGGCUGUGUGGGGAAGAGAGAGUGCCGAUGGUGAGGAGGCUCUUCUCGGCAUGGAUCUUGUCAGGCUUGCACUUGAGAGGGCAGACACUGCUGAGAAAUGUGUAAGCAUCAUAGCCGAGCUCUUGCAGAAACACGGCCAAGGAGGAGCUUGCUUAGAAGAACAAUGCGACUUUACAUACCACAACAGCUUCUUGAUCUCUGACCGGAAGGAGGCUUGGGUGAUGGAGACCGCCGGGAAGUAUUGGGCUGCAGAAAAAGUGGAAGGUGGAUUUCGCAAUAUCUCAAACGAGUACAGCAUCACAACUAAGGUUGACAAAGAACACCCUGACCUGCACAAAUAUGCUCAAAGUAAAGGCUGGUGGGAUGGAAGGGCUCAGUUUAACUUUGCUGCAGUCUACUCCUACAUGAACACCGCCAGAAUUGAAGCAUCUGGGAGUAGAUACUGUGAAGGCAAGAUGAUGUUGCGAAAGCACGAUGGGCACAUCACUGCUCAGACGAUGAUGGACAUCCUAAGGGAUAAAGACAGUGGCAUCAAUAUGGAGGGCAUGUUCAUGACAACGGGCAGUAUGGUUUCAGUGGUACCCGUGGAUCCAGCUCUGCCCGGGGUUCACUAUUUUACCGCUACGCCAUAUCCUGAAAGGUCAGUGUUCAAACCCUUUGUCUUUUUGGAAACCAUGAUAGUGGAACUGAAGGACACCACUUCUCCAAGUUACGGCCGAGAUGACCCAGUAAAAAAGAAGCCUCGCUUCCAGACCAAGCCUGACAGAAAGCACUGCCUGUUCACCAAACACGAGGUGGUGGCUGCUAUUAUUGAGAUGAACAAGGAGCGAGGAGAGCAGAUCAUUCUCUCCAUGAGGAAGUUAGAAAACGAGAGAAUGAGACAGAUGGAGGAGAUUCUUGGUCAUGGAGUCAAGCAGCCUGAUACUUUGCUUGAUCUGUUCUCCGGCUCUGUUCAAGAUGAGUUGCAGUUGUACAGCAAAGUCAAGUAA